AUGUCUGGAUCUGGAGGAGGAGAACUCAGAGCGCCAAUCUUCAAUGGCGAAAACUUUGAUUUCUGGCAGAUCAAGAUGAAAACCAUCUUUCGAUCACACGGGCUAUGGGAAAUGGUUCAUAAUGGGUAUAAGAUUCCGGUGAAGGAGGAGGCACUCACAGAGACGAAGAGGAAGCUAUUGCGUGAGUAUGCUGUGAAAGAUGCCAGAGCAUUAGGCAUUAUUCAAGGAGCUGUGUCCGAUCAGAUUUUUCUGAGGAUUGCAACUCAGGAAAGUGCAAAAGCUGCGUGGGACAUUUUAAAACAAGAAUUUGUGGGUGACAAACAGAGGCUUGAUAGGCAUGGUGAGAAUGGUACAGAGAAGGCAUUUGCGAGUCUGAAUAUUGGAUCGAAAUCCAAUCGGUCCAAUAGUCAAAACAACCAGAAUAAGUCUCAGAAAUCCAAAUGGAAACCAUGGAGUAACAAGGCUGAAUGGAGCAAUAAGGCUAGUUCUUAUGAAGGGAACAGUAAGGCUAAUUCUUAUGUUAAAAACAAAGUCAAAUGUCACAAGUGCAAUAAGAUUGGACAUAUUGCACGAUAUUGCAAUACAAACAAGACUGUUCAACAAGGGCAUUUUGCAAAUCAGGUUGAAGAAACUGGGAAUUUGUUCUAUGCAAAUCACACUGAGAUAGAGAGAAGGGUAAGUGAUGAGUGGUAUAUAGACAGUGGGUGUAGUAACCACAUGACAUCUCGGGAAGAUUUACUUGUUGAUAUUGAUAGGAGAGUGAAAGACAAAGUUCAAGUAGGCACUGGGGUGUUGGUUGAUGUAGCAAUGAAAGGGACUUUGGUCAUUGAAACUACAAAAGGCAAACGGUACAUAAAAGAAGUCAUGUUGGUACCUGGCCUUGCAGAAGACUUGCUCAGUGUGGGACAAAUGACGGAUCAUGGCUAUUUUCUCUUGUUUGGAGAUUGCAAGGUUGACAUAUUUGAUGACAGAACUUUACAACAUUUGGUAACACAAGAACUUGUACUGGGGUUGCCUGAAAUCCAAGAGCAUGAUGCAGUAUGUCAUGGAUGUGCAAUGGGGAAGAAUCAUAGAGAGGCAUUUCCACAAGAAUCGAAAUGGAGAGCAAAGGAGCCACUAGGUGUUAAGUCUUAG
This is a messenger RNA of Prunus armeniaca (apricot), 1134 nucleotides long. Lineage: Eukaryota; Viridiplantae; Streptophyta; Magnoliopsida; Rosales; Rosaceae. The record is from the annotation of a GenBank genome assembly.